AUGACUGUGGACCUAGAUAAGAGAUUACGGCCAGGCCGGGACUAUUACCUCGCAUUGGGACUCGAGGGCUCGGCCAACAAGCUCGGCGUGGGUAUCAUCAGGCACGGCGUGGGUGAGCCAGGCCCUCACAAUAGUGCACAGGUCCUCUCCAACGUCAGAGAUACCUACAUCACCCCUCCAGGAGAGGGAUUUCUACCACGAGACACAGCCCGCCAUCACCGCCACUGGGUGGUACGGAUCAUCAAGCGGGCGUUGGCCGAUGCCGGCGUAUGUGGCCGUGAUUUGGACUGCAUUUGUUUCACUCAAGGGCCUGGAAUGGGUGCUCCUCUCCAAAGCGUUGUAAUAGCCGCCAGAACUUUGGCCCAGCUUUGGAACUUGCCGUUGGUGGGGGUAAACCACUGUGUGGGCCACAUAGAAAUGGGCCGUGAGAUCACAGGAGCGCAGAACCCGGUGGUGCUAUAUGUUAGCGGAGGUAACACUCAGAUCAUCGCGUACUCCAGACAGAGAUACCGGAUUUUUGGCGAAACUUUGGAUAUCGCCAUUGGGAACUGUUUGGACCGGUUUGCUCGAGUGCUCAAGAUCUCCAAUGACCCGGCUCCAGGGUAUAACAUCGAGCAAAUGGCGAAAAAAGGCCGUCAUCUUGUUGAACUACCAUACACGGUGAAAGGAAUGGACAUCUCGAUGUCGGGGAUCUUACAGUAUGUGGAUGUGUUGGCCAAAGACAUGUUUUCCAGCACCCCCAAGAAGAACAAAAACCUUGUGGACCAAGAGCUGGGUGAGCUCAUCACUCCGGAAGACCUCUGUUUCUCGCUUCAAGAGUCUCUUUACUCGAUGUUGGUGGAAAUCACUGAAAGGGCCAUGGCCCAUGUUCAGAGCAACCAGGUGUUGAUUGUGGGGGGAGUCGGGUCCAAUGAGAGACUUCAGGAGAUGAUGGAAUUGAUGGUGAAUGAUCGGAAAAAUGGGUCUAUUCAUGCUACAGACGAGAGGUUCUGUAUUGACAAUGGAAUCAUGAUAGCCCAUGCGGGGUUGCUUAGUUAUAGAAUGGGGCAGACCAAGGAGUUGAAGGACACGGUUUGCACCCAGAGAUUUAGAACCGAUGAGGUGUGGGUGAACUGGAGAGAUGACUAG
Yamadazyma tenuis ATCC 10573 is the source of this 1128-nucleotide messenger RNA. RefSeq names its product chromatin DNA-binding HSP70/DnaK family ATPase (gene KAE1). Gene Ontology annotation, biological process: tRNA threonylcarbamoyladenosine modification. Lineage: Eukaryota; Fungi; Ascomycota; Pichiomycetes; Serinales; Debaryomycetaceae. The record is from RefSeq and is a predicted model, not a curated record. Gene Ontology annotation, cellular component: cytoplasm; EKC/KEOPS complex.